Messenger RNA from Tripterygium wilfordii, 3327 nucleotides. RefSeq lists its product as uncharacterized. Lineage: Eukaryota; Viridiplantae; Streptophyta; Magnoliopsida; Celastrales; Celastraceae. The record is from RefSeq and is a predicted model, not a curated record. The transcript is spliced from 6 exons. The coding region runs from base 330 to 3116 and encodes 928 amino acids.
CUGCUUCACCAGCUCACCCCACACCCUGUCUCUCUCUGCCUCUCCACACGCAUACGCCCCAUAAUCGAAACAAGUAAACAAUCCGCUCUCUCUCUUCAGUAUUCCUACCUCAUCACGCGCACAGAGCUGCUGAGAUGCCGCUGAUGCCUGACACCGGUGAAUCUCCGGCCACAUUUUUGUCGCAGUCAGCUCUUGGUCACCAGUUCGCUGUGGACUUAUAGCUACGCAUGAUUGUGAAUUGUGAUAUAUCAAGGGAGAAUAUGCUGUAUUUUCGUUCUGCAUAAACGCAAGGUUGUUCACUUGCAAGGAGUAGAUCAGAUGUGGCUAGGAUGUUAACUCUUCCCGUUAAAGAUCAGAUUGAGGAUAAACUGAUUGUGUCUGAACUGAAUAGAAGCUCUUCAAACAAGAAAUCAAAUGGAACACCGAUGAAGACACUUAUAGCCCAAGAAAUGUCAAAAGAUGUGGAGUCUAAUCAUAGCCCACCUAAUUUGGUUGCAAAGUUGAUGGGGCUUGAUGCCUUUCCGCAGCAGCAGCCCAAUUCAGCUGCAGAAAAAGCCCAUCCCAAGGGUUAUUCUUGGUGUUCUUUAAGUCAUUCAGGAUCAUUGGCAGAUUGGGAUCAAGUUAAUGGAUUCCAGGAUGAGAGAAUGCAUUCCAAAGUUCAUCACUGCCUAGGGCAGAAUGAAUACAAAGAUGUUUAUGAAAUCUGCUUGCAUUCACAAAAAACUAAUUAUGGGAGAGAUAAUUCACCCCAAAAGGGAAGACUUAAUGACAAUAUAAAUGAGAAAAAGAUGGCUCUUGUUCUUCAGAAAUUCAAAGAAGCAAAACGUUUGGCUACAGAUGAGAAACUUCGCCAGUCUAAGGAGUUCCAAGAAGCAUUAGACGUUUUAAGUUCCAACAGGGAUUUAUUUCUCAAGUGUUUGCAAGAGCCAAAUUCUUUGCUUUCCCAAAAUCUGUUUGAUUUGCAGUCUAUUCCUCCCCCUCCUGAGACGAAGCGCAUCACUGUUCUUAAACCUUCUAAGGGUGUUGAGAAUGAUAAAUUUGCCGGAUCUAGAAAGAAGAAUGAUAUACAGGCAAAGAAACCAGCCCUGGAGGGUCAAGCAACUAGGUUGGACAAAAGUCCUGUAUAUUCUCCUAUUUUUAGUAAUAUGCAAGUUGGUGAAUAUCCUGCUGAGCCCACCAGGAUUGUGGUAUUGAAGCCUGGCCCUGGGAAAAGUCAUGACCUUAAGGCUGUGCUUUCAAUGCCUUCUUUGUCACCCAGAGUAUUACAUGGAGAAGAUUUUUAUGAGGCAUCUGAAGACGAGGAGUCACGGGAAUCACAAGAAUUGGCCAAAAAGAUCACACUGCAAAUGCGAGAAAAUAUGAUGGGUCAUCGCAGGGAUGAAACUUUGCUUUCUUCUGUGUUUUCCAAUGGAUAUGUUGGCGAUGAUAGCUCAUUUAACAAAACGGAAAAUGAAUAUGUAGUUGAGAAUCUGAGUGAUUCAGAAGUCAUGUCUCCAACUUCUCGGCAUUCGUGGGAUCACAUCAAUAGAUUUGGCGGGCCCUAUUCUUUCUCCUCUUUCAGCCGUGCAUCAUGUUCGCCAGAGUCAUCUGUUUGCAGAGAAGCAAAGAAGAGACUUUCUGAAAGAUGGGCCAUGAUAGCACUAAAUGGGGGUUUGCAGGAACAAAGGCAUUCUCGAAGAAGCUCUAGUACACUGGGUGAGAUGCUUGCAAUUUCCGAUGCAAAGAAGACUACGAAAUCUGAGGAAGUGGUUAGUGAGGAACAAGAACCUAGGGGAUCAACUUCAGGCUUAACUAGUAAUUCGAGUAAAGAAGAGGUCUUGAGUGAUUCUCCAAAAGGUCUCUUGCGAUCUAAAUCUUUACCUGUGUCUUCAACGGUUUAUGGUGCUAGGCAAACUGUUGAAGUUCCAGAUCUUGAGCCUGACAAAACACAAGUGCCAAAGGAGUUAACAAAGGCUAAAAGCAUGAAAUCAUCACUUAAGGGAAAAGUUUCCAGUUUUUUAUUUUCGAGGAAUAAGAAAUCUGGUAAGGAAACACUGGCCCAUUUUCAUUCUUCCAAUGAAUCUCAAUCUGCCAGCCCCGAGACUUUAAGGUCACACACAGAUUUUCCUGGAAAUAUGAGCAAUGAUAUUGCUCACUGUGUUAACAGUAGUAGUUAUGAUGGUUGUCUAUCCCCAAGUUUACAUGGAUCUGCAAGCAAAACUUCUUCAGCUUUAAUAGGAGUGGGACAGAAUCGUGCUGUUUUUUACCUUGAGGAAGGUUUAUCUGUGGCAAAACCAGUGAUGCUUGGGUGUGUAACUGAAACUGAGGACCAGCCAAGUCCAAUUUCAGUUUUGGAACCACCAUUCGGGGAGGAUGACCCGACAAAUCUGGAGUCCUCUCGAAAUAUGAAGGCAGACCAACGAGGAUUGGGUCUGCCUCAUAUGUCCAACUUGAUUGACAAAUCACCUCCUAUAGAGUCAAUUGCCUGGCCCCGGUCAUGGGAUGAUGCAUGUGCAAAUACCGCCACCCGUCAUCUCUCGAACCCCUCAUUGGUUUCCCCAGGCCCUGAGGAAGAAGAAGAGGAUUGGCAUUCCGUCGUCAAAACCCUACUAUCAGGAGCUGGCCUCAACGUCGAGGUGCAAUCUGACACUUUUUUGGGCAGAUGGCAUUCUCCUGAUAGCCCAUUAGACCCAUCACUGAGAGACAAAUAUGCAAACCUAAACGACGAGGAGCCUGUGCAUGAGGCAAGGCGAAGACAACGACGAUCAAUUCUGAAACUUGUAUUUGAUGGCGUCAAUACCAGCCUUGUGGAGAUUACGGGUUAUGGACCAGACAACAGCACAAGGUCAAUGGCAUGUAACAUGGUCAAUGGUAGGUUCGUAGCGGGUGCAUCGGCAUCACCCACGGUGGUGGAACAGGUGUGGGACCUAAUGAAGGAAUGGUUUUCUAGUGAGGUAAGAUUAUAUUUGGGAGAUUGUGGUGACAGAGACAGCCUGGUUGUGGAGAGGGUUGUAAGGAAUGAGGUGGUGGGGAGAGGCUGGGCUGAACACAUGAUGUUGGAGUUGGAUAAUAUAGGGAAGGAUAUAGAGGGGAAGCUGCUGGAAGAGCUUGUGGAGGAGGCUGUUUUUUUCCUUUAAUUUUGUACCCCUAUUUAUUGUAACUCUAUUAUUGCCCAAUUGUGUAUUUAAUUUUAACGAUGAGGCCCCUGCUUUAUUUGUUCAAUGCGGUCAGAUGUUUAAUGAGUACUUAAUUGACAAAUUGUUAACCCUUUUUUAGUUUUUUUUUUUUCUAAAAAGAUAUGUACAUGUGAUUCGUGAAUAACUACCGCUUGAUACUCGUUCUUCAUUG